This is a messenger RNA of Didymodactylos carnosus, 753 nucleotides long. The record is from the annotation of a GenBank genome assembly. NCBI's taxonomy places the organism in Eukaryota, Metazoa, Rotifera, Eurotatoria, Philodinida, Philodinidae.
AUGAAUUUUGAUUUAUUAUCUGUCACGUCAAAAACAAAACUAAUGGCCGAUACUGAUCAACGAUAUAGGUUGGUUGUGAUGGGCGCUAGUCGUACGGGUAAAAGUAGUAUAAUACGAAUGUUUUUGAAUGGAAAAUGUCCUGAAACUUACCGUGAAACUGUUGAAGAUUUAUAUUAUCGAGAAUAUACAGUUGAAGAUAAAACAAUUAAAGUUGAUAUUUUGGAUACGGCAGGCAAUAUGGAGUUUCCAGCUAUGCGCCGAUUAUCUAUUGCAACAUCACAUGCUUUUAUACUUGUUUACAGUGUAGAUAAUCUGUCAUCAUUUGAAGAAAUUCGUCAUAUUAUUGAACAAAUAAAAGAGCAACGAUCAACAAAUUAUCAAGAAAUACCAAUUGUGGUUGUUGGUAAUAAAACCGAUCGAACAGAUAAGCGUCAAAUAGAAGAAGAACAAGUACGAGAUAUGUUACAAGAAUUGGGACCAUUACAUUGUCGUUUUGCUGAAUGUUCAGCACUUGAUCGUCCAAGUAUUAUUGACAUAUUUUUAAAAUUAUUGAGUCUCGUUCAAUUAUCCGCUGCUCGAACACUAAGUCCAAUAUUACGACGAAAAGUAAGUGAAAGAUUGAAAAAAAAAGAAUUUACAGAAAAUGAGAAAGGUAUUAAUCGUAGUAGAAGUUUAAUACGUCGAACAAGUGUAAAGAAAAAAACUCAAACAGAAAAAUUAAGUGAAACACCAAACGACUGUCUAAUAUCGUGA